This is a messenger RNA of Thecamonas trahens ATCC 50062, 3438 nucleotides long. RefSeq lists its product as uncharacterized. Lineage: Eukaryota; Apusomonadida; Apusomonadidae. Gene Ontology annotation, cellular component: catalytic step 2 spliceosome; intracellular anatomical structure. The transcript has a single exon. Gene Ontology annotation, molecular function: ATP binding; RNA binding. The record is from RefSeq and is a predicted model, not a curated record. The coding region runs from base 1 to 3438 and encodes 1145 amino acids.
AUGGCGUCUUCAGCGUUGAAGACCUUUGUUUCGGACUCGCUCUUCAAGUUGCUCGGCUUCUCGGAAGCGUAUCUGGAAGAGUAUGUGGCGGCGCUGGCAGCGGCGGCCAAGUCCAAGCCGGAGCUGGAGCGCAAGAUUUCGGCGUGCGAGCUGCCGCCGGGACCGGCCACGGCGGCUUUUGUCGACGCGCUGUGGGCGCAGAUGCAGGGCGGCUCGCAGACGGGCGGCGCAGUGGCUAGCGGAACGCGGACUGUGCAUGCCGGGGUCGAUGCACUUGGUCGCGUGACGACUGCGGCCGUGGCCGAUGCAGUUCGGGCGAACGAGAGCGUGUCGCGGACGCUGGUGGAGAAGAACAAGAGCUACGGGUUCCUGCUCGCCGACGACGACGACGAUGAGCCAGUGGCCAGGGCCGAGCCGCGGGCGCGGCGAAAGCGCAAGCGCCGCAGGUCGCCGUCGACAGGCAGCAGUGGCUUCAAGUCGUCGUCGCGGCGCAAGCGACGCAGCCAGCGGCGUCACACUCGCACUGUUGUGAGUGGCGUCGCGGCGGAGAGCGGCGGCGGCGGCGGCAGCAGCAGCAGCAGCAGCAGCGGCAGCGGCGGCAGCAGUAGCAGCAGUGGAUCGUCAUCGGCGGCUUCCGAACCGACGGCCAAGCGGGCGCACGGCUUGGUGGGAUCCGGCGGCGACAAGUACGAUGCAGACGCGGCCGAGGCAGCGCACGAGGCGGCGCUGGCGGCCAAAGAAGCGGCGCGUGCACAAGACGAGGCCGAGCGCGAUGCACUGGCCGAGCGGAUUCGCCAGCGCGAUGAGGCACGGACGCGCAAGAUUGGCGAAGCGGCGGCAGCGGCGCAGCGGAGGGAGGAGGCGGAACGGCGCCGAAAGAUGGACGCCGACGAGCGACGCAAGCUGCUCGACGAGCUGCGCAAGAUCUCGCGCCGGUCGUACCUCGAAAUGCGCGAGGAUCGGCAGCUUGACGAGCUGGAGGCCAGCCUUCGCGAUGAGGAGAUGAUGUUCAGCAAGGGUGAGCUGACGGCGGACGAGCUUGCCGAGUACGAGAUCAAGAAGCAGCUGCUGGAGCUAGCUAAGCGCAAGAAGGCGCUGGAGGCAGCGACCUUGAGCUACGUCAUGCCAAAGGCGUACGUGACCGACGAGGGCAAGGUCGAUCUCAAGUCCAAGGCCGAGCUUCUCAAGGCGCGUUACGUCGAGCCGAGCGAGGCUGCGGGCAAGGUGACGAGCAAGGACGGGUUCUCGGAGCAGCAGGCGUGGGAGGAACUACAGAUUGCCAAGGCUGCAGCCGCGGGCGGCAACGGAGGCCCAGGUGCGCCGCGCGGAACCGAGAAGAAGUACGAGCUUCUUGUGGAGGAGGAGGACUACAUCGAGUUUGUGGUUGAUGCGGGCGACGCGCGGCUGGCGGGCGAGGGCGAGGUGCCCGAGCCGCCGAGCGCGGCCGAGACGCAUGCCAAGGCACACGCGUCGCUGCAAGAAGUGCGGCGCUCGCUUCCCGUCUACAAGUUCCGGGACGCCUUUCUCGACGCGGUGGACAAGCACAAGGUGGUGGUGCUGACGGGCGAGACUGGAUCGGGCAAGACGACACAGCUCCCGCAGUACCUGCACGAGCACGGGUACACCCGUGGCGGCAAGAUGAUCGGGUGUACGCAGCCGCGACGGGUGGCAGCCAUGUCUGUGGCAGCCCGCGUGGCCGAGGAGGCCGGCGUCACGCUUGGGCGUGAGGUUGGUUACUCGAUCCGGUUUGAGGAUUGCACAUCCGACGCGACGGUGAUCAAGUACAUGACCGACGGUAUGUUGCUCCGUGAGUUUAUGUCGUCGCCGGACCUCGGCGCGUACUCUGUGAUGAUUAUUGAUGAGGCGCAUGAGCGGACGCUUGGGACAGACAUUCUUUUUGGCCUCAUCAAGGACAUUGCGCGGUACCGUGACGACAUCCGGAUUGUCAUUGCGUCUGCGACGCUUGACGCGGAAAAGUUUUCUGACUACUUUGACAUGGCGCCGAUCUUUGCUAUUCCGGGGCGGCGGUACCCGGUGGACCUGUACUACACCAAGGCACCUGAGGCCGACUACCUGGACGCGGCGGUCAUGACGGUGCUGCAGAUCCACAAGUCGCAGCCGGCGGGCGACGUCCUGGUCUUCCUCACCGGACAGGCCGAGAUCGAGACGGCGCAGGCGGCGUUGGAGGAGCGCGGGCGAAGCGCGGGCUCAACAAUGGGCGAGCUCAUUAUUGCGCCGAUCUACGCCAACCUGCCUGCUGAGCUGCAGGCCAACAUCUUUGCUCCGACGCCCAAAGGCGCCCGUAAGGUUGUGCUCGCCACCAACAUUGCCGAGACCUCUGUGACAAUCGACGGCAUCCGGUACGUAGUCGAUCCCGGGUUUUGCAAGCAGAAGAGCUUCAACCCGCGGUCGGGAAUGGAGAGUCUGGUGGUGACGCCGGUCUCGCAGGCUGGCGCGCGGCAGCGUGCCGGACGUGCUGGGCGUGUGGCGCCGGGCAAGUGCUUCCGGCUCUUUACGGCGUGGGCGUUUGAAAACGAGCUCGAGCCAAACAACAUUCCGGAGAUCCAGCGGACGAAUCUGGGCAACGUAGUGCUGAUGCUCAAGUCGCUCGGCAUCGACGACCUCAUCCACUUUGACUUUAUGGACCCGCCGCCUGUGGAGGCGAUCACCAAGGCGCUGGAGCAGCUGUACGCGCUCGGAGCGCUCAACGACCGCGGCCAGCUGACCAAGCUCGGGCGGCGCAUGGCCGAGUUUCCGCUCGACCCGCAGCUGGCCAAGGCUAUCAUUGCCGGCGCCGAAUACGGAGUAGUCUCGGAGCUGGUGACCAUUGCGGCGAUGCUCUCGUCGGGCAACGCGGUGUUCUUCCGGCCCAAGGACAAGAUUCUGCAUGCGGAUGCGGCGCACAAGGCGUUCCACAAGGAUGGCGGCGACCAUCUUAUGCUGCUGGCGGUGUACAACGAGUGGGCGGCGGCCGGCUACUCGAAGAACUGGUGCAAGGAGUCGUUUGUGCAGUACCGGACCAUGUGUCGGGCGCGGGACAUCCGCGACCAGCUGCUUCACCUGCUCGACCGGGUUGAGAUUCCGCUCAACGAGGUGGAGACUGGCGACGAGGUCGCCAUCCGCAAGGCGGUCACUGCCGGGUUCUUUUUCAACACAGCGCGGUUGUCGCGGACCGGCGGCUCGUACAAGACGGUCAAGCAUCAGCUUGGCGUCUCCAUUCACCCGCAGUCGUGUCUCAACGAAAAGCUCCCGCGGUGGGUCGUUUACUUUGAGCUCGUCUUUACCUCGCGCGAGUUUAUGCGGCAAGUCAUCGAGAUCGAUCCAGGCUGGCUCACUCAGGUCGCGCCGCACUACUACAAGCCGAGCGACGUGGCCGAGGGCGAGCGGGCGGCGCGUAAGAUGCCGAAUGCAAAAGCGCGGGCGCGGGCGCAGGCAUAG